UUUCGGACCCAGCCCCGGGGUCUCCGGUCUGUAGGGACCGGCAGUCUUAGUUUCUUUCCCUGUUGCAACUUAAGGAAGGAAGGAAAGAAGGAAAGAAGGGAGGAAGGAAGGAAGGGCUUAUUUCCCCCCAUAGUUCUUGGUGCAGUCCGUCGUGAGGAAGUCAGGGCAGUUAAGUGCUUGAAGCAGCUGGCCACGUCGUUUCCACAGUUCUGAAGUACAAAAUCUUGAGAGCUAUCAGUGCCUGCUAGUGUCCCUCUCCCUUCUUUAUGGAGUCCAGGAGUUCCUGCCCACAACUACCUGGGUCUCCUCACAUCGGUUAACCUGAUCAAGAGAAUCCCUUCCUGGUAUGCUCCGAGGCCCGUCUCCCAGGUGACCCUAGCUUCUGUCAGGUUGACCACACUAACCAUUCCACCAGUCUCUGGCUCCUUGUGGACUGCAGGCAAGUGCAGGCAGUAGGUGAACGGAAACUGUGGUCUGGUGUGUGGUGGUGGGAGAGGAAGUGAAGAGAACUGGGUGGAUCAAGGGAUAUAACUAGAGGUGAACUUGACAAGGCAGGAGAUGAGGGAUGCCUAGGGAGGCAGCAAUGGUUUCACUGGUGCUGACUGCCUUCUGCCAAAGAAAACAGUUGUUCGGUUGGCCAUUUCUAAGUGACUUGAAAGUCAGAUGAAGACCCGAGGAAUAUUAAGAUAGCUCCUUGCAGCACCUUGAGGUUGAGCUGUUGGCUGGAGUUACCGGGAUGGUCGUGGUGGGCUGGGAAUGAAGGUGGCAAAGAGAGGCUGGGUUGCAGCCCUCAGGCAUCUGUGCUUACUGACUGAGUCAGAAAGAAGGAAGACUCCAGAGACUGUGGCAAGUUGCACCCGCUAGGUCUCUGAGGAGGAAGCUGUCAGUUUCGUGAGCAGAGCCACAGAAACCUGGGCUCUGGCGAGGUGACAGGGAAAGAGUAACUGCCUGGGUGAACAGCCUGACAGACUGAGCAGUAGCGCUGGGGACCUGUGACCUCUGCAUCCAGCUAACCAUGGAACAGUUUGGCUCUGGCCACCAGCCCCUUAGGUGAGGACUCCAUCAAGGGCCCACUGCCCAUUCCCCAUCAUGGAGGCCGAGAGGACCCUUCCAGCCAGGGGAGCUGCCCUUUGAAAACCGUGGUCGAGUCCUGCUGGCUCUCCCUGCCAGCCACCUUCAAGAGAGGCUCCUGUUCCUGCUGGCCCACGGAUGGGGAGGUGGGCCCUGGACGUCGCCUUUGUGUGGAAGGCAGCUCUGACCCUGGGCCUGGUCCUUCUCUACUACUGCUUCUCCAUAGGCAUCACGUUCUACAACAAAUGGCUGACAAAGAGCUUCCACUUUCCGCUCUUCAUGACCAUGCUGCACCUGGCCGUGAUCUUCCUCUUCUCCGCCCUGUCCAGGGCGUUGGUUCAGUGCUCCAGCCACAAGGCCCGGGUGGUUCUGAGCUGGACGGACUACCUCAGAAGAGUGGCCCCCACAGCACUGGCAACAGCACUUGACGUGGGCCUGUCCAACUGGAGCUUCCUCUACAUCACUGUGUCGCUGUACACGAUGACCAAAUCCUCUGCCGUGCUCUUUAUCCUGAUCUUCUCUCUCAUCUUCAAACUGGAGGAGCUGCGUGCAGCCCUGGUCCUGGUGGUCCUGCUCAUUGCUGGGGGCCUCUUCAUGUUUACCUAUAAGUCCACGCAGUUCAAUGUGGAGGGCUUUGCCUUGGUGCUGGGGGCUUCGUUCAUCGGUGGCAUCCGCUGGACCCUUACACAAAUACUCCUGCAGAAAGCCGAUCUUGGCCUCCAGAAUCCCAUUGACACCAUGUUCCACCUGCAGCCACUCAUGUUUCUCGGCCUCUUCCCUCUCUUUGCCAUAUUCGAAGGUCUCCACUUGUCCACCUCUGAGAAGAUCUUCCGCUUCCAGGACACAGGGCUGCUCCUGUGGGUGCUUGGGAGCCUCCUCCUUGGUGGGAUUCUGGCCUUCGGUUUGGGCUUCUCCGAGUUCCUCUUGGUCUCCAGAACAUCAAGUCUCACACUCUCCAUCGCUGGCAUCUUUAAGGAAGUCUGCACCCUGCUGUUGGCAGCUCACCUGCUGGGCGACCAGAUCAGCCUCCUGAACUGGCUGGGCUUUGCCCUCUGCCUCUCUGGCAUCUCCCUGCAUGUGGCCCUCAAGGCUCUACAUUCCAGAGGUGAUGGUGGCCCCAAGCCCCUGAAGGGCCUGGGCUCCAGCGCUGACCUGGAACUGCUGCUCCGGAGUAGCCAGCAGGAGGAAGAGGACGGGGAAGAGGAAUAUUUUGUGACCCAGGGGCAACAGUGACCAGCCCGGGAGCAGCAAAGCAGGCCACUCUGUGGUCAUCCCUGCUGGCAGAUCUUGGCCAGGUCCAGCAGCCCAGCUGGUUCCUCAGAGCGGCUGCAAGUGGUGGCCUCGGAGCUUCCUGCAAGGACUCUGAGCCUCCGGCUCUUCCCUGUGGAGCUUGGUCCCAAAAAGUGAAUGCCAGGCUCACAUAGGACCUGAGCUGUCAGUGAAGGGAGCCAGUGGCCUGUCUCCACCAUUGUUCUGGUUCUGAGAGCCAGGGUGAACGUGAGAGAUGAGGUAAUCUCUCAGAUUCGGACUGUGGGGUAUCAGGAAAGGAGUCAUGGAGAGACUAGGCCUCAUCACCUGGACAGCAGCUUCCUCAGAGAGUAGAUUUAUUUAUAGUUGAAAUAAUGAUUUCCUUCUCCACAGCCCAGUGUUGCCUAAGGCAUGAGAGCAGGGAGAGCCCUGGGGCCUGGCCUCUCCUCCGUGCCCUGCCUGGGGCCUUGUCCUCUGCUCCGCCUUCUGUAGCUCAUGCUCCUGUGUGUGCCCCAGGCCCCAUCCUUGGGGCCACACCAUGGACCCACUGCAGCAAAUAAAUGAGUGUUUGCUCAGUA
This is a messenger RNA of Mus caroli (Ryukyu mouse), 2897 nucleotides long. RefSeq names its product solute carrier family 35 member H1 (gene Slc35h1). The record is from RefSeq and is a predicted model, not a curated record. Lineage: Eukaryota; Metazoa; Chordata; Mammalia; Rodentia; Muridae.